AUGAGUGCCUCCUCCUCCACCACUUCCACGAGCCUUCUGGCGCCCAUCGCCCGCGCAGUCCAUUAUAUCGCCGCGCGCGAAUGCGCAAGUGAUGACAACAGCCCUCGCUGCGAGAAACCCUACAACUCGCCCAAGAUCAUCGGUAUCGCUGUUGGUGUCACAGCCGCCGUACUAAUCCUCGGAUCUGGCUCGCUUCUCUUAUACCUUCACAUGAGAAGACAGCGCUUCGAACGCAAAGAGGAGGACGCAAUCUCCCUCGAGAUUGACGGUGAAGUCGAUGAUCAUCCGACCAUGGGCAAGCCGCCGCGCGCCUGGCAGCCGCACGGCCAGCGAGGAGACGAUAAUCCAUUCGAAGCCGACCGCCAACCCCACCAGCGCGAGAACCCCUUUGAGCCGGAACGCCGGUAG
Molecule: messenger RNA, 408 nt
Organism: Colletotrichum higginsianum IMI 349063
Lineage: Eukaryota; Fungi; Ascomycota; Sordariomycetes; Glomerellales; Glomerellaceae
Exons: 2
Coding region: 1-408 (135 amino acids)
Source: RefSeq, a predicted model, not a curated record